AUUAACUACAAAGCAUUUUUAUUUUAUUUUGAGAAAAAACGAGUGGUAAAAUUGAUUGACCUUGGGUGUAUAAACGGUCUAGUACCGGUUGACUUCAAACCUAUGUUUUAUUCAUGGUCGUAUGAACUUCAUACGAAUAAUUCAAUGCACCAAAUAUGCCAGUUAGUUUUCGUUCUCCGACGUGAUAAAAAGUGCAUAAUAUUUUCAUAUUUACAGUCGCUGUUGUUGUUUACAUAGGUUUAUGGAAUUUUGUUUUAAUUCUUAAAUUAUGGCGCCGAGAACUAGUAGUUGGUCUGUAUGGAGUGGUAUAUUGAGUACAGACAAAAAUAUAAAAUCGGCUGACGAUUGGAUUGGAGCACGCCGAAAGGAAGACGGCGCAGACGAGUUGUGGAGAAUUCACGAUGGGUUGUAUAAUCUUGAACAAUGGAUUCACAAGCACCCUGGAGGAUCACAGUGGUUGGAAAUUACAAAAGGUACCGAUAUCACAGAGUUAUUUGAAUCACACCAUAUAAAUGGCAAAGCUGCAGCGGCGGCGAUGAACAAAUUCUAUGUGCGACAGGCAAAGUCGCCCAGGAAAUCGCCUUUCACGUUUAAGCCAGACGGAUUUUAUAACGUGUUGAAGUCUAGAGUCACAAAGAAGUUGUCUUACGUGGACAGCAAUAAUUACCACAUAAAGUCUAUGCUGGUCGUCGAUACAUAUUUUCUCCUAGCACUGGCUUUGUGCGUCGGAGUGGCUCAAACAGAAAACCUUUUCCUAGCAUUGUUGGCUGGCAUUAUAUUAGCACUAGGGACCGUUGCAGCCCACAAUUUCACGCACCUUAAGGACAACUGGAGGAUGUAUUACGUGCAAUUGGUUCUAUUGUCUGUACGUGAAUGGAGAAUAUCGCAUAUACUUAGUCAUCAUAUAUACACAAACACCGUACAAGACUUAGAGAUGUCACUGUUGUAUCCGUUUAUCCAUUGGUUUCCGACUAACGACAAACCGUUUACUGUUCGUUUAUUCCCUUAUCUUACGCCCGUUAUAUACCCUUUUAUUAUACCUGGACAAUUGGUCAUUAGAACUUUCAAGUGCAAUAAUGACAAAGCUGAUCUUCUAAUGUUUGUUAUACCUGCAAUAUUGAUGUUUUGUGGCCAAAUGACCUUAAGUUCUAUAAUUAUCGCUUGGCUUAUCGUAGUUCUGACAAGUAGUUUUAUGUUUACAUUCAUUGGGUUUAGUGCUUCUCAUCAUUUUCCGGACAACUUUCAUGAUGGAGACUAUGUCAAUGAUGAAUAUAUCGAUUGGGGAAUACAUCAAAUGAUAACCAGCGCAGAACGAAACGAACCGAUCAAUAAUAUAUUUUUAACAAUAGCUACAUUUGGCGAUCAUACAUUACACCAUUUGUUUCCAGCUUUAGAUCAUAGUUUAAUUCCAUUAUUAAAAGACACUUACGAGGAUACAUGCAAAGAAUUUGGUUUGGACCUAACGCCAAAAUCAUUUACAACGAUAAUGCGCGGACAGUUUAAACAAUUAGUUCGCGUUACUCCUAAUAAUCCGAAAAAGAAUAAUAUCGAACCUGAAACUAAGCUAGAUAAUAAUAUCUAAAUAUUUUACAUUGAAAUUUGAGUGCAUAUUAUUAUUUAUUUAUAAUGUAUGACGAAUACUUAAAAAAAAAAAUAAGAUACAAGACACAGAUAUAUUUCAUACCAACUGGUUUAUAAUAUUUCUAUUUUGAACUAUUAAUGUAUCUGCAGUAUCAUUGACUGAAUAGUUAUUUUAGUACUUAUUUACGAUAAUUAUUCAUUAUACAUUUUUUAAUUACGUGAUUUAAACGGUAAUAUUACGAUUUGGUCAAUUGAGAUGGUUACUGAUUUACUAAUUAUUAAUUAGACAAUAUAGUUUUUUUUUGUAUAAACAUAAGAAAAUAAUUUACCAAGGCCAUUGGCUUUUAUUUUAAUUAUUCGUAAUCCAACAAUUUAGUAUUUAUUAUACACUGUGAUGACAUAAAACAUUGUGAUGUUAACAUUAAAAAAAAAGUAUUGGUUUUUAAAUGAUAUGUAGCUAUGUAAUAAAAUAUAAAUUAAUGUUUAUAGCGGAAUUAAGUUCUCAGUAGGUAAGUUCUAAUAUUACGUUUAAAUAAACUAUAGAUAUCUAAGUAUAUGCAUAAUAAUUAUAAGCAUGACAAUUAUAAUUAUUAUUGUUAUUCAGAAAUAUUUUACAUAGUUAUGUUUAAAUUCUACUUAUAAGCCACAUGAAUAAUAUUGUGUGUUUUUAUGUUAGUUGUAUUCUAUAAUACCUUAUACUACUUAUGUUAAACAAUUUUUUUUAUACAUUUUUUAUUUAUAUAAAUUAAUUUAAUUAUUAACUACUUAUUAUGGAUCUAUUAUAAAAAUACGUAAUUAAUUAUUUGUGUUAAUAUUUGAUAAGAUUGUCAAUGGUCAAAAUGAUCAUAAGAAAAUAAUAAUUAUGAAAUAUGUCAACUAAUAGAAUUAAUCGAAAAAAUGAAACACUUAAUGUCCAUUAGGAUUAACCAUCCAUGUACUUAUCAUUAUCUAUUAUAAUAUGUUAGAUAUCUAGUAUUUGAUAUUUAUUGUAAAUUAUAAUAACUAUUUAUUUAUCUUUCUA
Molecule: messenger RNA, 2602 nt
Organism: Rhopalosiphum padi (bird cherry-oat aphid)
Lineage: Eukaryota; Metazoa; Arthropoda; Insecta; Hemiptera; Aphididae
Product: cytochrome b5-related protein-like
Exons: 6
Coding region: 269-1582 (437 amino acids)
Biological process (GO): lipid metabolic process
Cellular component (GO): mitochondrion
Source: RefSeq, a predicted model, not a curated record